AUGGACCUGGUGGGGGUACGCUUGAAGAGCUGUUGGAAGGUCUACCCGUGGGUGGGACCUAUCACAUGUGAGACUGUGAGGCGCCAGGGAGUGGCACCGGAAGCGUCGGCGCCAAUUUACUUCGCUGGCGAAGCAACAGAUGGGGGAGCGAUGGACCGGAGGGAGAAAAAGAAGCUGAAGGAGUUCUAUGAAGCUGCGGCGCAGGCUCAAGAGAAGCAGCUCGUGUGGGAGGAACUGGAUGAAGUAUUGCGCGAAUCGGACCCGCAAGAGGAGGUGGUGCUCAAGGGGAAGAAGAAGCCGGGGCGCAAGGCGCGGGACCUUCACUUUGACAUGGUGUUGAAACUCAUGGUAGGGAGUUGUAGUGUAGUUGAGUUACUCGUCAUCGGGUCUUAUCGUGUUG
This is a messenger RNA of Klebsormidium nitens, 400 nucleotides long. The record is from the annotation of a GenBank genome assembly. Lineage: Eukaryota; Viridiplantae; Streptophyta; Klebsormidiophyceae; Klebsormidiales; Klebsormidiaceae.